AUGGAUGCGCCGGACGCGUUCGACCCGAACAACCCCAACACGUGGUGGUCCUGGACAGCGAGGGACGUGAGGGGGGGUGGGGGGGGGGUGGUACAGCGCAACGACAGCGCCGCGGGGAGCAACUUCGGCAGCUCCGCCGGGAGCAACUCCGGCAGCGGCAACGCCGUGGCGACUCUGUCGGGAGGAGACGGGAAGCACUCCUUCCGCGAGUUCCACAGCAAGAGAUUCUCUCGAUCAUUCAAUCUGGGUAAGAAGCUCGGAGAGGGGGCUUUCGCGGAGGUAUUCGAGGCGACGGUCAAGGGCGACCGACCAGGGGGGAAGUCGUACGCGGUCAAGCGGACCGUCCGGCGAGGGCUAGCGAAGGAGGACGAGAAGGGGUUGCUCGAAGAGGUACGGAUACUCCGCCUCCUGCAGCACUCGAACGUGGUGGCCAUUUACCAGUUCUUCCAGGACGAUCCCGACUACUACUACAUGGUGCUGGAGAACAUGGCGGGGGGCGAGCUGUUCGACCGCAUCGUUCAGAAGUCGUACUACAACGAGGAGGAGGCGAGAGACCUGUGCCGCGUCCUCCUGGACUCGGUCAGGUACUGCCACGAGCUGGGCAUCGUCCACCGGGACCUCAAGCCCGAGAACCUCCUCCUCACCUCCAAGCACGACGACGCCGGCAUCAAGCUCGCGGACUUCGGCUUCGCCUGCAGCGUGCUCAACGGCCCCGUGUCGGAGCAGUGCGGGUCGCCGGGUUACGUGGCGCCGGAGAUCCUCAGGGCGCUGCCGUACGGGACGUCGGUGGACAUGUGGAGUGUGGGCGUAAUCAUCUACACCUUGCUCGGGGGCUACCCGCCCUUCCACGACGAGAACCAGACGCGACUGUUCCGCCGGAUCAAGGCCGGGAGCUUCAAGUUUCAUGACGAGUACUGGAGCAACACCUCGCUCGAGGCCAAGGACCUAAUCCGGAAGCUCCUCCUGGUGGACCCGGCGAAGCGAAUGACGGCCACCCAGGCGGCGGAGCACCCGUGGCUGCUCACCACGGGAGCGUCCCUCGCCGGACACAACUUGGGCAAGAACCUCGACCAGCUCAGAAUCUUCAACGCCACGAGGAAGCUGAGAGGCGCCAUCCAGUCGGUAAUCGCGGCGAAGAAGCUGGGCAAGUCGUUCGGGCUGCAGAAUUUCUCUUGA
Ectocarpus siliculosus is the source of this 1176-nucleotide messenger RNA. Lineage: Eukaryota; Phaeophyceae; Ectocarpales; Ectocarpaceae. The record is from the annotation of a GenBank genome assembly.